Molecule: messenger RNA, 1300 nt
Organism: Aspergillus glaucus CBS 516.65
Lineage: Eukaryota; Fungi; Ascomycota; Eurotiomycetes; Eurotiales; Aspergillaceae
Product: quinone oxidoreductase family protein
Exons: 2
Coding region: 105-1259 (384 amino acids)
Biological process (GO): cellular response to oxidative stress
Cellular component (GO): cytoplasm
Molecular function (GO): zinc ion binding; quinone reductase (NADPH) activity
Source: RefSeq, a predicted model, not a curated record
UGUCGAUAUCACUAACAUUGCGGAGUACGAUACAACAAUCUCUCCCCACCGGAUAAUCUCUCAACCACAUCCUCACCCCCUCUAUCUCUAACAUAUAACAAAGUAUGUCUCUUCGCUCUCUUUCCCGCUCUCUCCUCCGUCCCAUGUCCAUGUCCACUACACCGACAACCCGCCUAGCAUCCCUCCACUCCCACCUCCACCUCCAACAUACAACCCCUCUAACAACCCCUCCCCAGACCAGACCAAAAACCACAACCACAACCACCAAAAUGUCACCCCCCACAACCAUGAAAGCAAUCGAAAUCACCCAAACCGGCGGCCCCGAAGUCCUCUCCUACAAAACCGACCAUCCCGUCCCCACACCCGCCGAAAACCAAGUCCUCGUCCAGAACUCCGUCUCCGGAAUCAACUACAUCGAUACGUACUUCCGCACUGGUCUCUAUCCGGCGCCGAAACCGGAGAUUCUGGGUCGCGAGGCUGUUGGUACUAUUGCCGCUCUGGGUUCUGGUGACAACGCGCAUGGCUUCCAGGUCGGUGAUCGCGUUGCUUGGUUGGGGACGGGUGGGUAUGCGGAGUACACUGCCGUGCCUGCGGCGAAGACGGUUAAGGUUCCCGAGGGGAUUAGCGAUGAGGAUGUUAUGGCUGGUUUCCUUAGUGGAUUGACCGUGUUGACGCUGGUGAAAGAGACGUAUCCCGUGCAGAAGGGGGAGACGGUCCUUGUGCAUGCGGCUGCUGGCGGGGCGGGGUCGCUGAUGGUGCAGGUGCUGAAGAGCAUUGGGGCGAAGGUCAUCGGUACCGCUGGUGGUGAGGCGAAGUGUGCUUUGGCAAAGCAGUUGGGCGCGGACGUGGUUAUUGAUUACCGGGCCGAGGACUGGGUGAGCAAGGUGAAGGAGGCUACUGGGGGUAAGGGCGUGGAUGUUGUUUAUGAUUCUGUGGGCAAGGAUACGUGGGAGGGUGCGUUGGAGGUGAUUAAGAGGAAGGGGACGAUUGUUUGGUUUGGGAAUGCGAGUGGGCCGGUGCCACCUUUGCCUAUUCAGAAACUCUCGCCCAAGAACCUCAAGGUCGCGCGUCCUCAGCUGUUCGGGUACAUUGACACUCGCGAGGAGUACGAGUUCUACACCAAUGAGCUGUUCUCGCUGCUCAAGUCGGGCCAGCUCAAGGUCAAGGUUCACAAUGUGUAUCCGUUGGAGCAGGUUGCGCAGGCUCAUAUCGAUCUGGAGGGUCGCAAGACUACCGGCAAGCCUCUUCUGAAGCCGUAAAUAUGUACAUAGGUAUCAUCUACGGCCACAAUUAUAUUGAA